This is a messenger RNA of Pungitius pungitius (ninespine stickleback), 920 nucleotides long. It is a transcript of the gene samd12, whose product is annotated as sterile alpha motif domain containing 12. The coding region runs from base 157 to 681 and encodes 174 amino acids. Gene Ontology annotation, biological process: cell surface receptor protein tyrosine kinase signaling pathway. Gene Ontology annotation, molecular function: protein binding. The record is from RefSeq and is a predicted model, not a curated record. Gene Ontology annotation, cellular component: cytoplasmic side of plasma membrane. Lineage: Eukaryota; Metazoa; Chordata; Actinopteri; Perciformes; Gasterosteidae. The transcript is spliced from 5 exons.
UACACUUCCCAUCAUGCUUUGAGGCGCGGCGGCAGCUGUGCGCUCCGUCUCUCGCCCGCCCGCAGCCCAGUGAUAACACGCCGAACCAGAUACAAUGCGAAGGAGCGUCGACUUUCACGUUUUGGCGAGGAAUGCUCACGUCUGAGGAGUAGCGCCAUGGCGGUGGAAGCUGUUCACUGCAACCUGAGCCAGAAUGGCAUCAGCCACCAGCGGUGCCCGGAGGACAUGACGUCACAGCUGGAAGACGAAGGGGUGUCUGUGGACGCGGGGCCCGUGCUGCUGGACGACGACAGCCCCCGCUUCCAUGAAGUGAGCCCGCCCGCCUACCAGCGCCACCCGCCGCCACACCGCUCCGUCUCCGAGUCAGAGCUGUCCAGGCCAGGGUAUGUGAAGCUGUCCAAGCCGGUGGCUCUGUGGACCCAACCGGACGUUUGCAAGUGGCUGAAGAAACACUGUCCCAAUCAGCACCAGAUCUACAGCGACUCCUUCAAACAGCACGACAUCACAGGGCGGGCUCUGAUGAGAUUGACAGACAGAAAGCUGGAGAGAAUGGGAAUCAUGCAGGAAGCCCAGAGGCAGCACAUCCUGCAGCAGGUCCUGCAGCUCCGAGUCCGGGAGGAAGUCAGGACCCUUCAGCUCCUCACACAAGCAUCUUUGGAGUGCAGCCCGUCUUCUCCGUAGUCCGAAGGAGGGGGGGCGUAGAGGCCCGGCGCCUCGCCGUCUUCAACAGCCUCAUCUGUCCGUCUCACACCUUCGAUCCCCCUCCUCCAAAAAACACACAAGCUUCAGACGCUCCCGAGGAGGCUCCCACGAGUUCUGACCCCUCCCGGUCCAAACGCUCCUUCUCAGUUUCCUGGACUCCUCGACUACUUUUCCGCUAGAGCCGCCCGGUCCCCCGUCCCUUCUGACCUUUCGCAGCC